Myiozetetes cayanensis is the source of this 3051-nucleotide messenger RNA. It is a transcript of the gene PTPN22, whose product is annotated as protein tyrosine phosphatase non-receptor type 22. The record is from RefSeq and is a predicted model, not a curated record. Gene Ontology annotation, biological process: positive regulation of ERK1 and ERK2 cascade; negative regulation of p38MAPK cascade; positive regulation of granzyme B production. Bases 52 to 2385 code for a protein of 777 amino acids. Gene Ontology annotation, cellular component: cytoplasm; nucleus. The transcript is spliced from 21 exons. Lineage: Eukaryota; Metazoa; Chordata; Aves; Passeriformes; Tyrannidae. Gene Ontology annotation, molecular function: non-membrane spanning protein tyrosine phosphatase activity.
ACAUGUCCCUUCCCAGCAGGGCCAGGCCAGGCACGCUCCGUCCCCGGCACCAUGGACCAAAGGGAGAUCCUGCUGCAGAACCUGGAGAGGGCCCAAGGCAAGAAGCUCAACCGAGGGGAGUUUGCAGAGGAGUUUUUGAAGCUGAAAAGGCAGACAACAAAGUACAAGCUGGAUAAAAUCUACCCUACAGCAGCAGCUGAGCAACCAGAGAAUGUCAAGAAGAACAGAUACAAGGACAUCUUACCUUUCGACCACAGCAGAGUGGAGCUGUCCCUGAUCACCUCCGACACAGACUCCCACUACAUCAAUGCCAACUUCAUCCAGGGUGUCUAUGGGCCAAGAGCAUACAUUGCAACCCAGGGUCCUCUCCCCACUACUGUCAUUGACUUUUGGAGGAUGAUUUGGGAGUAUGAAGUCCUGGUGGUGGUCAUGGCUUGUAUGGAGUUUGAAAUGGGGAAGAAGAAGUGUGAGCGGUACUGGGCGGAGAUGGACGGCUCCCCCCUGCACUGUGGCCCCUUCUCCAUCACCUGUGAAGCUGAGGAGAAGAGGGAUGAGUACGUGAUUAGGAAUUUGAAGGUGACCUUCAACGGGGUGACCCGCACCAUCCACCAGUUCCACUACAAAAACUGGCCAGACCACCACGUCCCCUCCUCCAUUGACCCCAUCCUGGAGCUCAUCAGGGAGAUUCGCUGCUACCAGCCGGAUGACGCUGUCCCUGUCUGCAUCCACUGCAGUGCUGGCUGUGGCAGGACGGGCGUCAUCUGCGCCAUCGACUACACCCAGAAGCUGCUGAAGGACGGGAUUGUUCCGGUGAACUUCAGCGUCUUCGGGCUGAUCCAGGAGAUGCGCACACAAAGGCCCUGCAUUGUGCAGACCAAGGAGCAGUACGAGCUGGUUUACGAUGUGGUGAUUGAGCUCUUCAGAAGGCAGAUUAAAGCACUGGAUGCCCAGAAGGAUUCUGCUGAUUCCCAGGCACGAGCAGGGCCUCCUGUAGCCAAGCCACUCCUGACUCCGGUGGAAGACAUUUACGGUCUGAGUUUACUCACCUGCUCAGAGCGAGAGGAGCGGGCUGUGCCCCAACACCUUCCUCCAGUGGCACAAAGCAAAGCGUCCCUGCCAUCUCCGUGCGCCCCAGGGGCACAGGACAGCUCUGGCUGUGCAGUGUCCCCCAUCAGACAGGCCUUCUCCUUCGGUGCUCUGAACUUCAUCAGCUGCAGGAAGGCGGCUGUCGCCGAGCAAUGGGGGGCUGGGGACGCCCCUCGGAAACGCCGCAGCUGGGAGCUGGACCUGGAGCCCAAGGGAGCAGCAGGGAGGGGGCCUGGGGGCAGAGCACCUCUGACAUGGACUGCAUCCAACCCUCUAGUGCUGGGGCAGCGGGGAGAAGACUGGGAAUGGGAUGGAAGGGGUGCCAGGCCUGUUUGGAAUUCACGGUGGCCAAAUGCUGGUCACUCAAGCUUCCAGGAUGGAUUUUCUCCUGUGGACCUGAACCCCUCCAGACGAGAAGCAGGUGGCCCCCCAAGCCACAGGAACCAUGGGCGAUGCCCUUACCCUCAUCUCUGCUCAGCAGAAGAUCCCUACUUCUCGUCACUCUCUCCAGACGACCCCGUGUCCCCAGUGUUUUCCAAGUGCUUUGUGGAGGGGCAGGAUGAGCUUCUUCCUUCUUGUGCUGCCAGUGCCCCGCUGCAGCCCACCACAGCCAGCUCCCCACCGUCCCACCACGCUCCCCUGGAUGAGGAGAGGAUGUCCCCAGCAGGUAACCUGUCCCUGUCUUUCCAAUUACCCACCCUGCCACAGCCAGAUGAUGAUGAUGAUCCCCCACCCCUGCCCCAGCGCACCCCUGAGUCCUUUAUUGUGGCCAAUGAACCGGGACAAUUUCCUCUGGCCACUUCUGAUUUUCAGCUCCCAGAGAGAAAUCCAAAUAUCGGAACCUCUCGGGAGUGGAGUGGUGAGACUCACUCAGAGGAGCUUCGGGACUUUGGGAGGCUGAGAACAUGCAAGAGCGUGAAGCUUCGGAGCCCCCGGACAGAGACAACCUGGGAUCUCUCUGACUCUCCUCCCCCGCUUCCUGAAAGAACCCCAGAGUCGUUUGUUCUCGCUGAGGCAGCAAGUCUGCAGCCUGCUGCGAGAAACUCCUCAAGUCCUGCGGGUUUGGAGAGCACGGAUUUUGAAACCUCAUCCAAAGAGGCCCUGAAAUGCUUCAGGAGGAGCAAGAGCAUGAAAAUACUGAAAAAUGUGAGAAAAAGCAUCUGCAGCCCAUCUUCAUGGACAAAAUCAUCAGAGCCUGCCCCAACAAACCCUCUGAGGUCUUUCCUUAACUUUGGCUUUGCAAAUCGAUUUUCAAAACCUAAAGGCCCAAGAAAUCCACCCCCAACAUGGAAUAUUUAGAUGCAUUUUAUAGACUUGGUGUUGCAGAUCUGUGAAGUCUUCCUGAUGCACCUGGAAUGCUCAUCCCAGCGAGGUUUCCAAGAAAAUAAACACAUCAAAAGUUGUUGCACAGUACUGGCAGCUCAGGCACUACUUGCACACUCUUCAGCUGAAGAUUUAAAGUAAAGAAGAGUAAUAAAAAGGACCAGCAGCUUUCAGUUAAUUUACAACAGGAUGGAAAGUAAACCUGGGAAUAGAUAUUUUAUCCUAAGGAGGGACAUGUUUUUGUUGGGUUUUGGAAUGGGAUCACUUCAAAAUGAUGGAUUUGAGUGUAAACUGGGGAUAGGACCCAGUGAAGACCCAGUGGAAUGAUCUGGAAGGCCAAUGGAGCAGAGUGAAGUGGAUCAAGACCCCUGAAUGGUGCAGGCACAGCAUCUCUUUAACAUCACAUUUGUAGGUCUACUGUAACCAAAGACACUUAAAUGUUUAUAUAACAUGGACUAAAAGGGAAUUAGCAUCCUAGAUUUCAGAAAUAAUUUAAGCUUUUUUAUUUCUUUUUUCUAUUUUUUUUUUUUUCCUAUCUGAGCACCUCAGAGAAUUUGUCUGGAUUUGGGUCAAUAAGACUAAGAUGGUGAUUGAUCCCACAUAAAUUACACCUGUGUAAUUGACCCUGAAAAAAAAAAAAAU